Molecule: messenger RNA, 972 nt
Organism: Chara braunii
Lineage: Eukaryota; Viridiplantae; Streptophyta; Charophyceae; Charales; Characeae
Source: the annotation of a GenBank genome assembly
AGCCGCCAGAGAACGCGAACAGCCCACCUAGGAUCAGCUACCACGGUAAAAGACAUAGAUACCAAUCUCGACCCACCACCGGCCCCCCCUAUGGAGGCGCUCGGGGGAGCAGAGAUGGAAAUGGCAGACAGAGGGGAAGAACCCCCUCAAGGGGGUGAGGACGAGGGCUUUGAAGAGAGGGUGAGAAUGCUCAUGUCUUUGUGUUACGAUGAUGGCCUGUGCCCCGAUGAUGUCCCAAUAGAUGACGUCGAAAUUGAUGAGAACGAGGCGGUAGUAACGGUGAACAAAAGAUUUGACGAGAUCAAAAUUCAGUGGUUAAAGGAAAGGACAGUAGUUAUAAUCUUCAGAGACGAAGCCAGAGAUAUGCCGAGGAGUGUUAAGGAGGACGUAGUUCGGGCUUACGAGAAUGGAUGGAAGAAAGACGGGACAUUCGAACCGCAGGAGGGAAAGGGUAGAGUGAAGUUUGAGGGACCGAAUGUGAUCUCAUAUGUGGCAAGGGACAUGGUGGUGGCAGAAUGGAUGGUGAAUGAGGGGUUGGGAGAAGUCAGGCUAAAGGGCAAAAGCUACUCCUUUGAGAUGAAGAAGUGGAUGCCAAAAGCAGAAUGGAAAGAGUUUCGGCGAAAUGAAUUAGAAAACACCUUCUGGGUGAUCGCAAUUCAGGUACCACUGGAUGCAUACUGUUACCUCCAAUCCUCGCUGACAAGAGUAAUAGGGCCGGUACUGAAGAUGGACUCCCCGGAUCGCUUUUCCUCGAACCCGAGACUGCUGAACAUUAAAUGUGAAAUUGAACCAGAAUGCAGGUCUAGGUUCAAAGACCGUACGAACGAUUCAGGGUGACAUGGUGGAAGUCAGACUAGCAACGUCUACCACCGCCUAUUGUACCAACUGUAAAUGGUACUUUCACACCGAGGAUCAAUGUUCGAGGAAGAAGAACGACCUCAACAGAAGGAGAAGUAAAUUCGCUUCGCUUCA